Messenger RNA from Pleuronectes platessa (European plaice), 5438 nucleotides. Its product is annotated as probable ribonuclease ZC3H12C. Gene Ontology annotation, molecular function: metal ion binding; mRNA binding; RNA endonuclease activity. The transcript has 6 exons. Gene Ontology annotation, cellular component: nucleus; cytoplasmic ribonucleoprotein granule. The record is from RefSeq and is a predicted model, not a curated record. The coding region runs from base 206 to 3106 and encodes 966 amino acids. NCBI's taxonomy places the organism in Eukaryota, Metazoa, Chordata, Actinopteri, Pleuronectiformes, Pleuronectidae.
GUUUUGCGUCGCCACGAUGUGACGCGAACCCUUUUCUCCUCCACAUCUUCUCCUCCUUUCUUCUUUCUCCUCUCACCGAGACGAAGCGAGCGGCUCCGCGGGAGGUGCAGGAGGCUCCGGCAGCGGCUCAUCAUCAGACACCAAUGACUCCAGCUGUGUGAGAGGGCAUCCAUCUUCCGGUGUGCUGGAUGUCUGUGACAGAUCCAUGGGUCAGAAGGACCAUGUGGAGGCAGGGGCCGGCCACAUGCUCGACCCGGAGCCGGAUCUGGAGUAUCUCCACGUAGCUGGGGCCGACCGGCAGGCUGGCGGCGCUGACGGAGCCCGUGCUAUGGAGGAGCAGGGGGAGAGCUCCGGUAGCAGCAGCACCGCCGAUCCCCCUCCGCCGGCCACAGCGGAGGAAAGUGCUGGGCCUGACUCCGAGUGCGAGCUGGUGUCCUCUUCCAGCUCCACCCUUGCUGCCGGCCCUGACCCGGAUGGAGGAGAGGGAGCAUCACCUCACAAUAAGAACACCCACCAGCCACUUUGUCGUACGCAGUGUGUGGACUUAGGCACCGAGGGGCCUCCCGAGCCCCCACCUGAACUCUCACCAGAGCGUGAACCUGAUAUUCCUGCACAGACCCCACCCACCUCCCCGCGUAAGAACCCCCCCGAGCCUCGGCCCAGUCCCUCCACAUCGAGGCCGGCAUCCGAGGCUGGCGGGAAGGAGUACCAGGCUAAGCUGGAGUUCGCCCUGAAGCUGGGUUACUCUGAGGAGACGGUGCGACUGGUGCUGUCCAAGCUGGGCCCGGACACCCUCAUCAACGACAUACUGGGAGAGCUGGUCAAACUGGGCACCAAGUCGGACAGCGAGCAGCCGGCCGGAUCAUUGGCCUCCGCCUCAUCCUCUUCCUCCUCCUCGUCAUCGUGCGGUUGCUCUGACUUGCUGGACAGCCAGAGGUCGGACUCGCCCUGUCUCUCGGACCCUGUGUGCGACCAGGACAACCUGCGGCCGAUUGUGCUGGACGGGAGCAAUGUCGCCAUGAGUCACGGGAACAAGGAGGUGUUUUCGUGCCAGGGCAUCCAGCUGGCGGUGGACUGGUUCCUCGAGCGAGGCCACCAUGACAUCACAGUGUUUGUACCCGCAUGGAGGAAGGAGCAGUCCCGGCCCGAUGCCCCCAUAACAGAUCAGGAGAUCUUGCGUCGCCUGGAGAAAGAAAAGAUUCUGGUCUUCACUCCCUCACGACGCGUCCAAGGCCGGCGCGUGGUCUGCUAUGACGACCGCUUCAUUGUGAAGUUGGCGUAUGAGUCAGACGGCAUCAUCGUCUCCAACGACAACUACCGGGACCUGGCGAACGAGAGGCCCGAGUGGAAGAAGUUCAUCGACGAGCGGCUGCUCAUGUACUCCUUCGUCAACGACAAGUUCAUGCCCCCAGACGACCCUCUGGGCCGUCAUGGCCCCUCCUUAGACAACUUCCUGAGGAAGAGACCCAUCAUGCCUGAGCAGAAGAAACAGCCUUGUCCAUAUGGAAAAAAGUGCACUUAUGGCCACAAGUGUAAGUACUACCACCCGGAGCGAGGUGCGCAGCCUCAGCGAGCCGUGGCCGACGAGCUGCGAGCCAGCGCCAAGACCUGCGUCACCGUGAAGAACCAGGGCGACGCCGGGCUGGUGAAGAGCCACAGUGUGCCAGCUGGCAGCAUCGAGGCAAAGAAAGGGGCCACGAAGAGGCAGUCGGACCCCAGCAUCCGAGCCCUGUCCUACAGCGACGCUGAGGAGAAGCUGCUGGCUAAAGGGAGGCUGGAGAGCCAAAAGAACAGUAUGUGUGGUGGCAGCAGUUCCAGUGGCAGCGGUAGCUGCAUCACCAUGUCCCCGGCCCCGGGGGGGCCUCCAUCCAGCCUUAACCUCCCCCAGGACCACCAGUCCAGAGCAGUCACUCCUCACUGUCUCCUCCCAGCCCCCAGCCACGACCUCUACCCUCACUGUGAGUCCCCCGACCUGAGCUACUACUCAGUAACGCGUGCCUACUCCGGCCUGGGCCUGUCCUCCAGACGGAGCCCAGACUGUCGCUUCCCCAACGACACCGACCUGCGGCCGGGCUCCUUCGGCUCCGCCGGCUCCGAGUGCGGCAGCGAGAGCAGCACCAGUUGUGGCAGCAGCUGCGACUCGUACAGCGAGAGGCCGUGCCCAGUCUGCCCCCCUGACACCUUACUGGAAGACAACAUCCAUUUCGCGAACCCCCACAGCCGCCUGUAUCCCCAUCACGCUGCAACCAGCCAUGAACACUGUGGUCUCCACCCGGCCGAUUACACAAAUAUGCCCCACAGCCACGCGAGUAACACCAGCAUUCACAGUUACCACCUGGGCAUGACACGCGGGCAGAGCUGUUCUCAUGAUCAACAGCCGUCAGAGGCUCUGCCGAAGCGUCCUCUCUACCCCUUACCCCCCCAUCUCCAGCACCAGCCGCUGGCCGCACGCUCCAGCUGCCCCGGCGACUACCACUCUCUGCCGCAGCCCAACCCUCACCCCCCUGGCUCUCCUCUUGGCCGCUGCCUGGCCCCCACUCGAGCAGAGAGUGUGUCAGACUCCCAUCUGUACGAGCACCUCUCCACGUCGCACCAUCACCACCGACCGAAAGCUCUGCCCAGCUGGGACACGUACUACAGACAGCCGCUGCCGCCGUCCAGAUACGAGCCGUCAGCCUAUCAGAGCCUCCCGGACACACGCCAGUCCUCCUGGCACACCCCUCCCUGGGCGCAGGACGGGUACGCCCAGCACCACUCCUCUCACCCAGCUCUCCACCCGUCCCCGACACAUUACCAUAACCACCCGCCACCUCCCGCCCACCCUCCUCACCCGUCCCAUCCAUCCAGCUCCCCUCUUCCACCCUACUCUCCACACAGCCCUCACCUGACGCUGCCCUCCCACGCUCCUCCCUCCUACAUGCCACAGCACUCGGAGUCCCCUGCGCACAGCUGCUACGGGGACGUGAGGGAGAAAGUGUUCAUCAACCUGUGCAACAUCUUUCCCUCGGAGUUGGUCAGCCGGGUGAUGGCCAGGAGCCCCCACGUCACGGACCCCCAGCAGCUAGCGGCCGCCAUCCUGACAGAGAAGGCCCAGACGGGCUACUGAGGGAUGAAGAGACUAAGAAAAUAAAAAAUGUGGUGUGCAUCAGCAGACAAACAUGAAUUUGCCUUUAAAACACUUGAAAGCCUGGUGGAACCCAGGAAUGCUUCUGGCCUGUCUGCAAGGAGAGCAUGUUCUUGUCUUAUGAAGUUGCUGAAGAUAAUCCAAACCCCAGCUCCAGUCACUGUGCAGCGACAACUAAAUUCACUCGUGUGGAGAGAUGGAGUGGAAAUCUGUGACUUUUACACAAAGUGCAAAUUGAGAAGAUUGUUCUACACGAGCUCGAUUGUCAUUUCAAUUUAUUUUAUUUAUUUUCCAUAGCUCCCCAUGAAGGACUGCCUCCAGGCUUUAAGGCACUUUUUUAUUUUACAGCCCCGAUCCUAAGGUGCUCGUUUCACAUCCAAAGCGACUGACAUGAAGGGUUAUUUCAUUUAUGACCCAUUAUGUGCACUGUAAACUUCCUCUCAGACUCAAGUCAAGCAGUGGUGUAGCACCAGAUUUUCUAUUCACAGCUUUGACGAAAGCGUCGUAACUAUUCAAACUUCACUUCACAUUUUUUCGUUGUGAAAUCCUGUCUGUUUCAAACGACUAUUUAAACCAAGGUCUGUGUAUUAUAUUAACCUCUUCCUGUGUGCUGUGCUGCUGUCGUGUGUUUUUUCUCAAAGUCGGGGAAGUCGUCUUGUCCGAGGUGGUGUCAGUAUUUCGGUCAGAGCUGUAGAGAUGGGUGACCCUGUCGUGUGUACCUUAGUUUUAGUAAGGGACAUCUCUCUCUUUCUCUAACUCUAUCUCUCUCUCUCUCUCUCUCUUUCUCUGUCUCUCUCUCUCUCUCUGGCCCUUUAUUCCGGGUCCGCUCUGGUUUCUGCCACAGACAGGGAUCGACCUCGACACCAGUGAACGGAGCGUGCACGUACUGUACAUAUAUUUAACCGACCCCACCCUCCCCCCUGCUGUGCUACCGGCGACCAGCGACCACCGCUGUCUGUAGCAGAUCCCAGCUGAAUCCGUGCUAGACAGAGAAAAACCUUGUUUGAUACAAAUUGUAUCCUGAACUAAGUCGCUGAUGUUCUAUACAGUACAUGGACUAUUUAUCAACCUCUCUCUGUGUAUUGCGUGAUGAUGAAGUGCAUUGCAAACAUCUUUUUAAUCUGAGCUUUGAGACAAUUACUUCAAAUAUGUUGUGAAGCAGGAGGAGUUGUGUGCCUACUAUGUUUAGGUCGCCUCAACUUCUUCUUCUUUCUGUGCUUUUGGGUUUGAAGCUGGCUUUUAUUUUACAGGAGCUCCAGUUAUACUACCAGCGAGAAGUUUUGUUUUGUUUAGUUUCACUGGCUGACGGGACAAGACGGCCCAUUUGAGAAUGAAAGUGAAUUAGUUUCUGUUUUAGCCUUGAUAUGGAUAAGUCACAUUAUCAAACUGAUUUAUUCUCAGUAGCAAAGUAUUUCUAUAAAUCAUUAAUUUAGGGGACAGACCCCCAUCAGUGUGUAAUGAGUUCAAUUUUAAAUUCGAGUCCAUCUUUAACGGCGGCUGUUUUGAGUGUCUGCAACUCUGAGUGGAGCCCGAAAUCGCCGCCUGACGGAACUGACGUGGACGCUGAGCUCGUCGUGCGGUUCAUCACAAGCCAGCUGCGUAAAGCCCACUGGUUUCUUUCCUGUCCGACGUGUCACAUUGUACAACUGUCGACUGAGUGUACAACAACACGUGCUGUUGAUAUGAGGGAACCUUUGUGUGUAUUGAAGAAGCGCCUCCUCUCUGGCCUCCUGACACCGUGUGUCAGCGUGGCACCUGAGCGUGGGCCCAAAGUAAUGCCUCUUCAUGGCAUUGUGCUUAUGACACAUCCAAUACUCUGAACUAUGUUCAGCUAACUGUUAAGCAUGUUUUGAUUUGUUUUGAUUUCUGCAUGUAUUUAAGUUGUGUACAAAGCUGUGUAUUUGCAUUUAUGAGCCAUCUGUGGUACUUCAGACUCGCUGUUGAGAUGCUUCUAGGUUAACUUGUACACAAACGUGGUUGUUAAUGUUUUCUUGGUUAAUGUUUCAUUUCAUAAAGUGUUAGUGUUCAGAGAAGCACUCGUCUUUAACAGUUAUUCAAGUCAGGGCCGAAUGCUUUCUGGUUUUCUGUAGGAUCAGGAAGCUUUGUCCGACAUUGUUUUGUUUUUUAAGUGCACUCUGCCAUCGAUGGUAAUAAUAAAUGAUCAAUUGACUUGUUUGCUCUAGAUGUUAAAGAUCUAUACAGAGUCCCUUGUUUCAAACUGGAUCUACAUUCUGCCAGUAGAAAUACAGCAUAACUGUUUGUAAGAUUCUCAACUGUAACUGUGGUUGUUCAUUAAAGAGAGUACUGCUAUGAA